AUGUCGAGCAGCAUUUCGACACUAAGUACUGGAGUCGGCAACGAAGACAGCCACUCUAGCACUAGCAGUACUGGCUGCGAGAGGGCGUCGUCGUUGUCGACGUCUAUGUUGCGCAAAAGUACUGAUGAGGAGUUCUCAAAGGAGGGUCUACGAAAAGAUUUGAUUCCAAAACAUAUUGCAAUAAUAUUAGAUGGAAACAGGAGGUGGCUUAAGGAGCAGGGAAAACCUCUUGAUUAUAUGCCCUUCUUUCAUAUUAAUCACCUUUUUGCUGACCUUUGCCUCAAAUGGGGAGUUAGUGCUGCCACUACCUUCAUAUAUUCAUACGACAACUUGCAACGAGGCAAAUCUUCAGGGAACUUAAAUUCUAUUUCAAUUUUAUUGCAGGAAGCAAACGAUCUAAUAUUUGGGCAGCUUGAGAGAAUUCUAGAGGAUAACUUGGAGAAUUAUAUAAGGAAAAAAAUACGUGUGUCAUUGAUCGGAGAAAGGAAAGAACUCCCAAAAUCCUUACAAAAUGUGGUCAAACAUGUAGAAGAAGCAACAAGUAGGGAACCAAACGCGCAGCUGCUGGACUGGAGGCUAGCAGUCUGCUAUGCAGGAACAAGAGACAUACUGCAAGCCACUAGGAGGUUUUGUGAGAAGGCCAAGGCUGGGUUGAUUGAGCCCAAUGACAUCGACGCUGCCUCGUUCGAUCUCGAGCUUUCGACUGCUGGCACCCCUACGCCUGAACUGCUCAUCCGAACUGGUGGUGAACUCCGUCUUAGCAACUACUUGAUAUGGCCACUGGCCCUAGCUGAGUAUUAUUUCCUCCCAAUUCAAGCACCUGAGUUUACUGAAGCUCACUUCCUUGACGCUUUGCGCUCCUUUCAACAAAGGGAUAGGAACUUUGGCAGGUGAUUGGAUUUGAUAUAUGACUCAAAAUCAUCAAACAUAAAUUUGUAAUACACUUGUUGGAAUUGCCAACAUUAUAUCUCUUUAUUUAAUUGAUAUCUAAUAACCACCUAUAAAAAUAAUAUAAAAACUUCAUUUGUUGAA
Messenger RNA from Beta vulgaris subsp. vulgaris (sugar beet), 1032 nucleotides. Its product is annotated as dehydrodolichyl diphosphate synthase CPT5, chloroplastic. The coding region runs from base 1 to 894 and encodes 297 amino acids. The record is from RefSeq and is a predicted model, not a curated record. Lineage: Eukaryota; Viridiplantae; Streptophyta; Magnoliopsida; Caryophyllales; Amaranthaceae. Gene Ontology annotation, cellular component: chloroplast stroma. Gene Ontology annotation, biological process: response to cold; plastid membrane organization; polyprenol biosynthetic process. The transcript is spliced from 3 exons.